CUGACACUCGUCCACGCGCGGGGCGCCGUUAUGCUGCCACAAUGUUGCAAGUAUUUCUAUGGAUGCGGCGAGGUUUUCAAAUAUAUCCAGCCUGGACUUUGAAAAGUUUGACGAAUGUUCAUCUAAUUCAUGCUAGAGUGGGGGAUAAGGUGGCGGCAGACUCGCAGGGCACGUUUGGGCCUACAAUCGAGUCUAUUGUACGAAGGAGGAAGAUUAAUUCCGGUUUGUGGGCAGCGUUUCAGGCAGAUUUGGACCAGUCUAGGAUUCCUUUUAGUAUGCGAGUUAUUCCGAAGGAAUUGCAAAGAGGGAACCACAUCACGGUUCCUAUGAACCAGUUUGUCCACGCUAUGACACAAUGGGCCUUUUUCGGCGUGCUUGCCACCAAUCUAGAGGGGACUUUGGUAUUCAACUACAAACGGGAAGGACUUAUAGAUUUCGCGCAUUUAUGGGCCGUCCUAGGUCACGCAAUGGGGUUGGAGGACGACUUCAACAUUGCCCUUUCCCACACCCACUACCCCAGACAAUUUCAAGUUGAAAGAAUGCAGAGUGUUUUAGAAGAAGGCAAUUUGUGAAUUCUCAAGAAAAAAUUUCAAAGCCAUAAUUUUUAUUAGAAGUACUUAGAAUUGUGAAAAUAAAAAAAGUAUAUUUAAAAAAAUAUCCGGUUUUCCUUCAUCCAGGGAACUUCAGAUAUUUUAGGAAAUCCCGAAUUCCUCACAGAUCCAGAGUUUUUACUGAGGGGGAUUCUGCGUGACGUGUUGGGCAUUCCAAUUCCCAAUCUAGAAGCGAGGCGACGCUUCAGACCGGUUUGACUGGUUAAUCCAGACUGGUUCGA
This is a messenger RNA of Folsomia candida, 832 nucleotides long. RefSeq lists its product as uncharacterized. The transcript has 2 exons. NCBI's taxonomy places the organism in Eukaryota, Metazoa, Arthropoda, Collembola, Entomobryomorpha, Isotomidae. The record is from RefSeq and is a predicted model, not a curated record. Bases 42 to 572 code for a protein of 176 amino acids.